CGCAUAGUUUGGCUCCAAAUCCUUUGAGUUAUUUGGAAUUCAUUGGUAAUCCUAGCAUAGAAAUUCUUCCUAGGAAUAUACCUGACCAUUCUGAAUCGUCAUCAAUAGUACGUAGAUAUAUAGAGGAUGAUGGCCCAUUGAGAUACGAUGAUUCCAUGAGAAUUCAAUUUAUUGCGUUCAAUCGUACGUUCAGCAUUCAUCUCGAGCCUAAUUUAGAUUUAUUUCAUCCGGAAGCCACGAUCACUAUACAUCAUUCUAAUAAUUCUAAAACAACUACGAGACUAAGGCAUGAAGACCACAGACUAUAUAAGGGAGUCGUGCUGGACAUAGACUCAACUGACAUUAGGUUAAAUGAGGACAUAGUUGGGUUUAAAAGAAGAAGCUUAUCGGAAGAACUAUCUUAUUCAUCAGGUGUUCUUGGAUGGGCAAGAAUUCAAGUUCAUGAUGAUGGCGGCAACAAUAAGCGACAUCCUACCUUUGAAGGAACAUUUAUUUUACAUAAUGAACUUUAUCAUAUAAAAUCUAUCGAAAAUUAUCAAUUAACUAAAUUCAAAGACGAUCCGGAGAUACCAAAUCCAUCUGCACGUCAUGAUGCUCAUAAAUUAUCUACGAUGGUUAUUUAUCGUGAAUCAGACGUUAAAAAGGUUCUUUACAAUAAAAGAUCAUCUUCAGAUGUAGAAUCUUGUUCAAUGGAAGAUGUUGUUGGUGCUGACAGCCUACGUCGUAAUCGUAUCGCACAUGGUGACUUUUUAUCGUUUAAUUCUAAUGAACAGUUUGGUAGUUCAUGGUGGAACUUAAAAAUGGGGAGUGUUUUUGAAGAUAAGCAUAAACUGUCGAAAAGAGACGUAACGGGUUGUCCAACUGGUCGAAAAAUUGCUUACAUGGCAUCGGCCGCCGAUUGUACAUAUGUCGGUAAUUAUAAAUCUCCCGAUGCUGCUCGAAAACAAAUUCUUCAGAAUUGGGGCACUGCCUCGGCUGUUUAUGAAAAGACUUUUAAUGUGACUCUUGGUCUUAUUAAAAUUGAGAUCCUACCCCAACAAUGUCCUCAGACUACUGACCCCGCAUUCCCAUUUAAUCGACAAUGUGAAGAUAAAUAUACUAUAAAUGAUCGACUUAGUGAUUUUAGUCAAUGGAGGGGAAAAACUCCGGGUGAUGGUGCGGGUUUAUGGCAUCUUAUGUCCAAGUGCAAUACCGGUACAAAAGUUGGCGUUGCGUGGUUAGGACAAUUAUGUAAAACAGAAUCAACCCUUCAAGAUCAAGGACAGUAUGUAUCUGGUACAGGGAUUUCUACUGUUGUUAAAGACGAGUGGAAAGUUGUUGCUCAUGAACUGUCUCCAAGUCAAUCUAUGUGUGGAAACGGAUUGAAAGAAGAUAAUGAACAAUGCGAUUGUGGCACUGAUUGCGAUUCUGACCCUUGUUGUGACGGUACAACAUGUAAAUUUAAGGGUAAUGCAGUUUGCGAUGACAUUAACGAUAUGUGUUGUAAUAAGUGUCAAUUCAAGCCUGCUAACGAGAUGUGUAGACCUGCCAGUUCGAAUUGCGACAUUCCUGAAUAUUGUAACGGAACUUCUGGGGUUUGUCCAUUUGACAAACAUAUUGACGAUGGAACUGCCUGUGCUCCUAAUCUUGCAUGUGCUGGAGGGCAAUGUACAUCUAGGGAUAAUCAAUGUCUUACACGUGGUAGUCGCUUGGGUAUCAAAAAAGCUUGCUCGCUUUUAUCUGAUUCAUAUCCAACCUGUACUAUGAGUUGUGCUAAUCCAAACGACACAAGGUCAUGUAUUGAAAUGAGUGGAUUUUUCGUAGACGGUACUCCUUGUGGAUUUGGUGGAAGAUGUAACAAAGGACAAUGUGGCAGUGGUACUAUAGGUAAUAGUUUUUCAAGCUGGCUAAAUUCAAAUAAACGGAUUAUAAUCCCGAUUGCGGCAGUUGUUGGAUUAAUUUUGUUAUGUUGUAUAUUACAGUGUGUAUUUCGCUGUUGUAGAAAACGACGAAAUAAUGCGACAAAAAUACGAAUUCCUUCUCUACCUCCAAAAUCGAGAACAAAUAGUUAUAACACUCAUAACGGAUAUAAUAAGUGGGUUGAUGAAUCCCAGUAUAACGGUCCUUCAUAUGCUAAUCAUCAGGAAUAUAAUAAUGAACCAGUGCCUAUGCCAACACCGGUACAUCGACAAAAUUCGCAUUCUCCAGAUUUUAUGUAUGCUGGAACAGGUCACAUAAAUACUCCACCGACAUUACAAACCACUUUCCAAAGCCGAGUAUCACCGUCACCUAGAUCACCACAUUCCAUGCGUUCCAUGGGCUCUUCAGGAUCACCUCGUUCACCAAAUCCCAAUUCACCAAGAAACUUUGUGGAAGAUACUUUUUAUAAUGGACCAAGGAUUCCAAAUUAUCAAAUAAACGAGG
This is a messenger RNA of Funneliformis geosporum, 2403 nucleotides long. Lineage: Eukaryota; Fungi; Glomeromycota; Glomeromycetes; Glomerales; Glomeraceae. The record is from the annotation of a GenBank genome assembly.